AUGGCAACAUCAACAACAUACAACAGACAACAAAUUCUAGAAAUGAUUCAAAAUCAAAACUCGCUUAUUGAAUUUCAUAAACCAAAACAUGCAAAAAGUCUAAAAUGGGAGAAUUAUUUACAAGUUUUUGUUAAUGGUUAUAGUCAAUGUUUUAUAUCAUGUACAAAAUGUCGUUGUAUUCUUGCAUGGAAAUCGAGUGAUGGAACAAAUGUUAUGGAUAAACAUGAUAAAGCAUGUAAACAACAAGCACCAAGUACACAACAAUCAAUUAAAUCAUUUUAUUCAACAAAUAAUGGUGUUCACAAAAAGUUAGUUAUUUCAACAAAACGAAAACUUGCCAAUGUAUUAGCUGAAUGUUGCGCAAAAGAUAGUUUACCAUUUAAUUUCGUUAAUGGUGUUGGAUUUAAAGAAUUAGCUGAAAAUUUAAUGAAAGCUGGUCGACAGUUAGGUCCAAAUGUUUCAAUGGAUGAACUUUUACCUGAUUCAACAACAAUCAGUCGACAUAUUGAUAUCAUAUAUAAUUUUCGUAAAGAACAAUUGAUUUCAUAUUUAGAAACAAUGAAUUAUUACGUGAUAACUGUCGACUUUUGGACUGAAUCAAAAACUAAAAUACAUUAUGGUGGUGUUACUAUACAUACGUAUUCUGAAGAACAUGGUCUUCAAGUCUUUGUUCUUGCCUGCAAACCAUAUGAUUUAUCAAGUCAAUCAGCUGAAAAUAUUCGAUUAUUUACAAAUACAAUUCUCGAAUCAUAUGGUUUGAUGUUGGACAAGGUGAAAUACGUGGUCAGUGACAACGAGAAUAAAAUGCGUUCAUCUUUUAGGAAUAAUGUUGUUCGCAUCGGUUGUGCCACGCACUUCAUCAACAAGAUCAUUGAGCAUGCUUUAUGUAAAUCAGAUAUUGAUUGUGAUGCAAUUCAACAAUUAUUUAAUGAUAUCCAUGAUAUUGUUGUUUAUUUAAGAUCUUGUCAUAAUCAGUCAAAAUUGUCUAAGAAGUUGCAGCUGUUUUCAAAAAGUAGAUGGAAUAGUGCUUAUGAAAUGAUAUCUAGCUUUAUUAAUGUUUUUCCUGAAUUAAAUUGUGUUAUUACAGAUAAAGAUCGAAAAUCGAUUUUAUCUAGAAUUGAUUUUGAUGAGUUAUUAGCAUUUGCUAAAUAUUUGAAAUAUUUUGUUGAUGUUACAGAAUUGUUAAGUUCAGAAAAUACUCCAACAAUUCAUUUAGUAUUAUUAUUGAAACAACGUCUUAUCAAUUUAUCUCAAUCAAAUGAAAAUGAUCAUGAAUCAUUACAAAAAUUCAAAAAAUAUUUUGAAGAUCAAAUUCCAACAUAUUGGGAAGUUGAUGACGUUCAUUACAUAGCUGCAGUACUUCAUCCAAAUAUGAAACAUUUACAAAAAUCUCACCAAACAAAUGUAUCAUAUGAUUCAGAAGCUGAAUCACCACAACAAACAUCAUUACCAUCAAAUGGUUCAAAUGAUAUUUUAUCUGAAUGUUAUGAUCAACCUUCUGCAGCUGUUGUCAUAGCUGCUAAUGAUGAAUUUAAACGAUAUUUACAAUCGACUGAUACAUUAGUUGAUAAUGAAGAUUUAUUAACAUUUUGGAAACAACAAAAGGAUUUAUAUCCUAUAAUUUAUUCAAUAGCCCGUGAUAUUCUUAUUAUUCCUGCUAGUAAUACAGCAGUUGAACGCUUAUUUUCAGCAAGUGGUCGCACAGUAACAGAUACUCGAACACGUUUAUCAGGUGAAAAACUAGAUAAAUUAAUGUUCAUCAAGAAAAAUUUAUCAAUUUUGAAAAAUAUAUUUGGUAAAAGUGACAAAUUAUAUAAUCAUGAUCUUCAUUUUCAUUCAACGAACCAGAAAGGUGAAAAACGAUCACAUGAGAACUUAUCAAGUGUUGAUGGUAAUGAUAUUGUUGAUUUAAAUGAUUUAAAUGAUGAUAGUGAAGAAUUAUAA
This is a messenger RNA of Rotaria sp. Silwood2, 1944 nucleotides long. NCBI's taxonomy places the organism in Eukaryota, Metazoa, Rotifera, Eurotatoria, Philodinida, Philodinidae. The record is from the annotation of a GenBank genome assembly.